This is a messenger RNA of Aspergillus viridinutans, 297 nucleotides long. It is a transcript of the gene ScwA, whose product is annotated as protein ScwA. The transcript has 2 exons. Bases 1 to 297 code for a protein of 98 amino acids. Lineage: Eukaryota; Fungi; Ascomycota; Eurotiomycetes; Eurotiales; Aspergillaceae. The record is from RefSeq and is a predicted model, not a curated record.
AUGCAGUUCUCUACCAUCCUCUCCCUCCUCGCCGUUGCCGGCAUGACCGUGGCUGCCCCUCCUGUCGUCCGCCCCCAAUCCAAUAACAAUGGUGUCCUCGGCCUGAAUGUCGCAGAUACCACAGUCCCCGUCGACGUUGAUAUCCCCAUCCAGGGCAACAACGUUGCCAACAACGUCGCCAACGGUUUGCUCGAGGGCGGCGCGAACCUCGACCACACCGUGGACGGUCCGUUGAACGUUGCUGCGCUUGGCGAAGCAGAUCAGGUUGCCCCCAAGGGCGUAUUGCCGCCUUUCUAG